UAAAUGUUAAACACCCAAAUUAAAUCCUAAUCUAUUCCUUAAUUAAACCCAUAAUUCAGUCAAUUAAAACCAUUUCUCCCUUUUGUGGGUGAAACCCCAGAGCCUUCUACACAUAUUUGCGACGAAGAAUCACUGGGUGAAAACCAUUUCUACCAUUUCUAUGGUAUUUGAGUGAAAUCUCCGAUGGAUCUGUUGCCAUAUCGCCGCCUUGCUUCUUCUUCUUCUUCACCCUAAGCGCCGCCUCCCUCAAAUCUCCGCCUCCAUCUCAGCCCGAAACCCAAAUCGCCGCCCCCCUCUGAGCCUGAAACCAUAAGGCGUUCCCUCAAAUCGCCGCUUCCAGCUGGUCUCGAUCCUCUCGGAGAACCACGGGAACUCGCUCUCGCCCUACCUCUCGCCGUCGUCUGCAACGCCAACUCCUCCGUCCGCUCUGCCUGCGUGAGUAGCUUCAAGGCGAAGCUGGCGCUUCUCGCACUGGUGAGGAGCUUGGUAGCGGUGGAUGGAGUGAUGCGGCAUGAGAAUAUCCUCAAUUUGUCAGAUGGGAAGCAGCUCAGAUGAAGAGUCAGACAUCAGUGACUCAGAAAUAAAUGAAUACAAAGAGAAACCUUACGAACUACUUAAGGCGGGUACUUACAAAGUAAAGGGCCCAAAUGGUUCUUUUAGAUGCCCUUUUUGUGCUGGUAAGAAGAAACAAGAUUAUCAAUAUAAUCAUCUUUUUCAGCAUGCAAUUGGAGUAGCUAAGGGCGCAGCCAGCCGAAGCGCAAAGCAGAAAGCUAACCAUCUAGCGCUAGCUACUUUCUUAGAAAAUGACCUGGCUAAUGAGGCUGAGCCUCUGCCUCAACAAUCAGUCCCUUUACCUGCUUCUAAACCUGGUGAGAGUGAGCUUUAUUGUUGGCCUUGGGUGGGAAUAGUUGCUAAUAUACAAGAUGAGUCGAAGAGUGGUGACUGUGCUGAUCACUGCGGUUACUUGCUGAAGAAAUUCUCCAGAUACAAGCCUAUAAAUAUUGAGAUGUUCCGGGACGACCAUCAGCAGAAUGCACAAGCUGUUCUGAGAUUUGAUAAUGAUUGGUUUGGGUUCAAGAAUGCAAUGGAGUUUGAGAAGUCAUUUGAAGCAGAUGGUCAAAGCAAGAAGGAAUGGGACAAACAAAGAACUUCUCCAGGGCCUAAUCUAUAUGGCUGGUUUGCUCGUGAAGAUGAUUACUCUUCAACAGGACUUGUGGGAGAAUAUCUUCGCAGGAACGGAGAGCUGAAGACAAUUGCUGACCUCGUGCAAGAAGCAACCAGUGAUAGGAACAAAAUUGUUGACAAUUUGGUCUGUGAAAUCGAUUUAAAGAAUGAAAACCUAGAUCAAUUGCAAAUCAAGUACAAUGAGAGGACAUUGUCACUGAGUAGGAUGCUUGAAGAGAAAGCUGAACUCAAUCGUGCCUUCUUUGAAGAAACUAGAAAAUUGCAACGCCUUGCUCGUGAGCACAUUAAGAAAGUUUUGGAUGAGCAAGAGAUGUUAAACAUAGAGUUGGAGAACAAAAAGAAAAGGCUUGAUUCUUGGAGCAAAGAACUCAAAAACCGUGAGGCAUUAACUGAACGUGAGAGACAAAAACUUGAAGAAGAGAAGCAAAAGAAUGAUAUGAGAAACAGUUCUCUUCAAUUGGCUUCUGAGGAGCAAAAGAAAGCUGAUGAAAAUGUGCUGAGGCUGGUUGCAGAACAACAAAGAGAGAAAGAAGAGGCUCUAAAAAAGGUUCUUGAGCUAGAGAGGAAUUUAGAUGAAAAGCAAAAACUGGAAAUGGAAAUCCAAGAACUUAAAGGAAAGUUGGACGUGAUGAAGCAUAUGGGAGGUGAUGACGACGCAGCUGUCCAGCAAAAGAUAAAUGAGAUGAAUGAGCGCCUACAGGAGAAGAAAGAGAAUUUGGAGGGUCUGGAAGAUUUAAACCAGCAACUACUAACUAAAGAGCGACAAAGCAAUGAUGAGCUGCAAGAGGCUCGCAAAGUACUAAUUGAGGGUUUGACUGAAAUUCUGAGCAGUAGCCGUGUCAAUAUUGGGAUAAAAAGAAUGGGUGAACUUGAUGAGAAAGUCUUCGAGAAUGCAUGUAAGCAAAGAUACUCACCUGAAGAAGCAGAUAUUAAGGCCGCCGAACUCUGCUCCUUAUGGCAAGAGAAGCUGAAAAAUCCUGAAUGGCACCCACUCCGGAUCGUUGACGAUCAGUACGUGCUGAAGGAGGACGACGAAUUGCUAGUACAACUUAAAGAAGAAUGGGGAGACGAAGUGUAUGAUGCCGUUGGCACUGCAGUGAAGGAAAUCCAAGAAUACAAUGCAAGUGGAUCUUAUGUGGUUCCGGAGCUGUGGAAUUUCAAGGAAAAUAGGAAGGCCACCCUCAAGGAAGUCAUCAGUUACAUUUUCAAACAGUUGAAGACACUCAAGCGUAAGAGAACCUAAGCAGCUCUGUUUCUCUUCUUUCUUUUGUAAUCGUUCCAACAUGGAAACAAAACCCUAAGUAAAUAUGCCCAUCUUUUUCUCGUAAUAUGACAAUGAUGAAAGUUUUUACCCUAAUAUUGGAUUA
Salvia miltiorrhiza (redroot sage) is the source of this 2552-nucleotide messenger RNA. Its product is annotated as factor of DNA methylation 1-like. The transcript has 7 exons. Gene Ontology annotation, biological process: gene silencing by siRNA-directed DNA methylation. Lineage: Eukaryota; Viridiplantae; Streptophyta; Magnoliopsida; Lamiales; Lamiaceae. Bases 512 to 2428 code for a protein of 638 amino acids. The record is from RefSeq and is a predicted model, not a curated record.